Molecule: messenger RNA, 1907 nt
Organism: Octopus sinensis (East Asian common octopus)
Lineage: Eukaryota; Metazoa; Mollusca; Cephalopoda; Octopoda; Octopodidae
Product: calcium-binding mitochondrial carrier protein SCaMC-1
Exons: 4
Coding region: 402-836 (144 amino acids)
Molecular function (GO): calcium ion binding
Source: RefSeq, a predicted model, not a curated record
GGGGUAAAAGUGUAACAAAAAAAAACUAUAUAACUUAUAUGGUUAUACGAGACAAAGAAUUAAUUAGUCAUUUUCGGAAAUUAACGAGAAGGAACGUCGCAAACAUUGACUUCACGGAGAACAAAAACGACACCACCACCACCGUCAGCAACAACGAUAACAACAACAAGAUAAGUAGCAGUAACAGUACCACCAGCGACACCAUCCACAACAAUAGUUGCAGCAAAGGCAACAACAUUGAAGUGGGAAUAUAAAUUGAAGAGUUUGUCGCUAGAAAUGCCAUUCUGUGCUGGUUGAGAGACGGAACGACGUGUCCUGCUCGAAAAAGUAUUUACAACGGUAACUUACCGAAGACAAUUUAGACCCAAUCUGAGAAAGGAGAAUAUACCAAAAAUUGAAAAAUGGCAGAAGACGACACUAUUAAAUUUUUAAAUGCCGAAUUCAAUGCCAUGGACAAAGACAACGACGGAAAAUUGUCGUCUACUGAAAUUUCGGAGAUUUUGAUUUACCAAGGUAUCGAUUUAGGCGAAAGAGGUUUCCAAACAAGACUCAUUGAAAAAUAUGGAACACUUCUUACAAAGGAACAAUUUCAGGAGUUUAUGCAAAGUAUUCCAAACAAGAAACGAGAUCUACGGACUAUAUUUAAGUCAUUUCAUCAAGAACGUGAUGGUUACACCAGUAAAGAAUCCAUUUUGGAAAAAUUAACGGAAAUGAGAAUCAACAAUGCACAGGCUUUGAUCGAUCAAAUGGAAAUCGGGGUUGACGAUGGCGGACUUGUAUCCUAUGAAAACUUUUUACGAGUUUACUUCAAAAGCAAGCAACAAACUCAUUCCUAAAACAAGAAUGCAGAAGCAUUUUUUGGUAUUUAGUGGCACUUUAUAAACAAAUUGUGCUCAAAACCCCAAUCAAGAAGUGACUCUUGAGAAUAUCAUAGUUACAGUCACCAAAAUAUGAAGGAUCACAUCACAUGGAUGGGUAAGAAUACUGGGACAAACUGACACUUGUUUUUGACCUACCAUUCCUCUGCAUGAUGAUUCUCUCUCUUUCUGUGACCUACUUCAUUUUUUUACUACCUGAAUCACUUGGUUCUAACCCUAGUCAGGUUUUUCUUCAACUAACAUUAUUUGUUCCCAAUCUAAACUCAUUCAAACUGCAUCUAAGAUCCUAUUCCUGUCUAUCAUAAUCUUCCAAUCAAACAUUUGUCAACAAAAAAUUCUCAUCAAUUUAUCUUGAUCUCCUUUGUUUUGGAAUAAGGACAAUUUUUGUGUUGGUGUUUUUGUUUAAUCUUUUCAUCCAUGGAACUCAAUGCCAUAAUUAGUAAUCUCAUAGUAUUCUCUCUGGCAGCAUUUAAAUUUCACUCCAAAUAAGAUCCCCGUCUCCCUCAGAGCAUUAGUCUUCUCGAAUGACUUCCUUAUCUGUGUUUAUCAACUUGAAAUUAUUAAAGAGGAACAUUUAUGGCAUCAAUCUUGACAAUCUUUGAAAAUCUUUGAGAAAAAAGCAAAAACAAAAUAGAAAAGAAAAGCACACAUUCCAUUAAUGUCUUCAAAACUGGAAUUAUUUUUUCUCUGUAAAAAUGUCCUGCUUCAUAAAAUUGACCUUUGCCAUGUUGGCAAUUUUUGAAAUUGUUACUUUGGCACUGUACAUUACUUAUGCAUAGAAAUUUUCAGAUCUUCAUAAAAAGUAAUUGAGAAAAAAAAAUGACCUUAGUUGUGGACUCAUGUCCCAUGAGUAGCCUUCAACAUUUUCAGUCUAAAAGGGAUUUUCAGUUCAAUGUUUACAUGCUGUUAUUUAUAGAUUUAUGUGUUCUUUGAGAUCCACUAUUUCAAAAAACUAUUAUUUCAUGUUAUCUCAAAAGUUUAUACAAAAAUUUUUACUACAUCAAAAUUAAAUAUAUAUAUAUAUUCUUA